Molecule: messenger RNA, 2795 nt
Organism: Schistosoma haematobium
Lineage: Eukaryota; Metazoa; Platyhelminthes; Trematoda; Strigeidida; Schistosomatidae
Product: Ethylmalonic encephalopathy 1
Exons: 6
Coding region: 134-862 (242 amino acids)
Biological process (GO): hydrogen sulfide metabolic process; glutathione metabolic process
Molecular function (GO): sulfur dioxygenase activity
Source: RefSeq, a predicted model, not a curated record
UGACAACUUUUUUCUGAUUGGUCGCUAAUUGGCUCAAGGUCGUUGGUGCUUAUUAACUUACUGGGAUUCAUGUAAAGUAAUUCCUUUGGUUCGACCAAGUUUGAGAAUCGAUUACUUCCCUUCCGUGUCCUGGAUGUCAUCCAAAGUUCCUAUACUUUCUGCCGGUGGUCCUUUGAUAUUUCGUCAAUUAUUUGAAAAGGUUUCAUCUACAUACACUUACUUACUGGCCGACUCACAUACCAAAGAUGCUGUUAUUAUCGACCCUGUUUUAGAAACUGUUGAACGAGAUAAAAAACUUAUAUCUCAGUUGAAUCUUAAAUUGGGUCCGAUAAUAAAUACUCAUUUGCAUGCGGAUCACGUAACUGGCAGUGGGUUGUUAAAGCAAAUUCCUGGAUCUUUCAGUGUGUUGUCGCACUAUGAUGGAGUCAAAGUUGACAAGAUAAUAAAACAUGGAGAUGUUAUUAAAUUUGGAAAUUUCGAAUUAGAAUGUCGAAGUACUCCAGGGCAUACAUCAGGUUGUAUGACGCUAGUAUUGCAUUCCGCUGGUGUUGCUUUCACUGGUGACACACUUUUAAUUCGUGGUUGUGGAAGAACAGAUUUUCAAGGAGGCUCAGCUGAGACAUUAUAUGAUUCAGUCUAUUCACAAAUCUUUAGUCUUCCAAAUGAUUAUACAUUGUUUCCUGCUCAUGAUUAUUUAGGCAACACUAUGACUACUGUUGGCGAGGAAAAGGCGUUUAAUCCUCGAUUAACUAAAACCAAAAUUGAAUUUGUUAAAAUUAUGAAUGAAUUAAAUCUUCCGUUACCUAAACAAAUGGAACGUGCUAUUCCAUUGAAUCUAAAAUGUGGUAUCAAUGAUGAAUAAUGACAAAUGAUUCUGAAGCUAUACUAAAAUGAUGUGUUUACAUAACACAGUAAUUGGAUUAUUCGAAAUGAAACCUCUAGUGUAAAUUACAUUAAUGUGUUACACUGACCUACCAGAUGAACGGUAAAAUAAUCGAUACAGCACGUUUAUCGAAUAUUAAAAAAAGGGGUGAUGAUAAUCCCACUUUGUUAUGUUCGCUAGAUUUUAAAAUAAAACAUAUCUGAAAAUGAAAAGUUAUAGUAUUUAUUAUAUGAGAUAAUUAUUCAAUUGAUGAUAUAAGGCUUAUGAGAAAUUCUUAUAACUUGUGCCCCAUUAAUAUAUAACGUGGUGAUACCGCCAAUGAUAAAACACUGGCUUAUUGACCGGACCAAUGACGUAUGGGCCCGUACGACCAUUUUAGAGUCUUUAUCGGUCUUCCUUCCUGUUUAGCCUUGCCUGUUAAGUUCAGAACACCAAUCUCAGCCUCAGCGGCAUGAAUCAUGUAUUUCAAACAUAUCGGGUUUAUAUACAAACCGAAUAGUCAUCACACUACAAAAUAGAAAACAACAUUUGUACAAGAUCUAACCAAAAGUGGCUGUGAUUGUGGGGAACUGUAAUUAAUAGACUAGGCAUAACUCGAGAACGGUAAAUCGUAUAAUAAUAGACUAUAGGUCAAAAUAAAGCUUAUAAUGAGAGGAACAUGAAUAUGCAUAGCUUAGUGUUAUGACCUUGAUCUGUCUACUUUAGAUUAAGACCUUGACGCAAUAGGCUGGCCGGUUUAACCUUGAGGCUAGUACGCGUGAGUUCGAGGUGGGGUAGAGAGAAGAGAACUAUUCUAGUACCUGAUUGGCUGGCAAGCACGCGAAUGAGAGAAGACAAGUCAGUUGGAACACUAUCGACUGUAUUGCGAUAUCCUGAUUUCCUGUGAAAUCGCUGAACUCCCUGAAUUCAGAUCAGUGCAAAAAGGUACAUGAAUAAAUAGGUGAUUUACCUGACCACAACGUACAAUAAUUUGGAAAAAUACAAUUAUGUCCAAAACUGAGAAUUAGGGUAGGAAAUAAGGUGCAAAAUAUUAUGUUUAAAUUAUAAUAGCUUCGAAACAAAAAGGGGUAUGGCAAUGAAUGAUACAUCGAACAAAAGCUCAUGUUCUGUGGAAUAAAAGAGGUACAGAAAUAAAAAUCAGUGUUUUACAAGCUCUGAAUAAAAUGAAAUAACGUCUUGAAAAAUAGCUUUCGUAGUUUGUCAGGGUUUCUUGUAUCCCUGUUCACAUCACUUAGUUACUUAAUAAUUACACAAUAAAAAUAUAUGUAUCGUAUUGAUCCGCAAAUAGUUCUCAAAACUUACUGUUCAUAAUUCUCGUCGGGAUAUAACAGGAAUAUUAAAUUUACGAACUGGGUAGAAGAGGAACCGAGCUUAGUUGCUACUAGUGAAACAAGAUUAAUAGGCUUAAUGGACACUUAGAUCUUGAUAAUUUCUCGAAAAUGUGUUGUGAAGCCGAGAAGUUCCUGGAAAUAGUUUGUCUAAUCAGGAAUCAUAAAAUUUCAGUAUUGUGAAUGGAUAAUUGCUAAAAUGGUUAUCGAUAUUAGUGCGUCUUUCAGAUGUUUGUAUAAUCUCGUCAAUAGUUUUAUUUUCUUAAUAUAUAAUAACCCUUAAAAUCAUCCUGCUUCCACACUUCCCGCGUUCUGUUUACUGUUCUGGUUUCAAGAGUAUUAGUUUACUAGCGACUAGGAAGUCGAUUACAAAUCGCUCACUUAUUAGACAUACCUUAAAAACUUACUGGAAUAUGAAAAAAUAAGAUUUAAACUGUUGGUUUCUGUGCAUUGAAUGUACUUGGUUUGCAGUGUGAAAUGCGUGAUAUGUAAAUAUCAUGUGAGCUUAGGUAUCCUAAGGUGGUGAUUUGAGCAGUUCUUAGUUAAGAAUUUAAAACCGUUCACAACUUCCAUAUUUUGGGCUG